Molecule: messenger RNA, 1897 nt
Organism: Medicago truncatula (barrel medic)
Lineage: Eukaryota; Viridiplantae; Streptophyta; Magnoliopsida; Fabales; Fabaceae
Exons: 6
Coding region: 804-1634 (276 amino acids)
Source: RefSeq, a predicted model, not a curated record
UUCAUCUUACAUUUAUUUUUUUUUUGACAAAACUUCAUCUUAUAUUUUAUUAAUCUCUUCUGUUUCCUUCAACCUUCUUCGCAUAUUUUCUAAAGAGAUAUCUGGUUUUGUUUUGUUUUGUUUGGUUCCUUUUUUCUUCAUAUUCUGCUGUUUGCCAAAGUUGAAAUCUUCAUAUGUUUGAUUAUGUGGUGACUAAAAUUGCUUUUAAAUUCAUCGUUUUGGUUAAAAAUGAGUUAAAUGUAAAACUAGUCAUGUUUGGAUAUAUUUAUGUAAAAAUGAGUUGACCAAUACACUUUAGGACGUAUUUACAUAAACAUGGUUUGGGCAAGUGGAGAGAAGACAUAUAGAUUAUGUAGUACGAAGACUAAAUCAGAUUUAGGGUAUUCGUAUCGUUGGUUGGAAGUAGAGGAAAGAUUAAAAAAAAGACCUAGAGAUCAAUGAGUUAGAGAUAUGAUACAUGAAAUAACAUUCUGACGUUGUUUGAUCCAUGUAGCCGAUCCUAUUUAAUGGAGUAAGACUUGGUGGUUGUUUCAAUUCAACCCAUAUGAGAGACGCACCACAUCUUUACCCGAAACCUUAAGGCAUUAGAUUUAUGAGGCAUGUCACUUAUAAAGUACUCAACCUUCACUUUUCCAAGCAAUGUCAGACUUCUAACUCACCUCACACUUGCCACAACACGGUGAAUUUUUUAUUUUAUUUUAUGUCAGUAGUAUUUAUUCUAGGAUAAAGGCUUUUAAUUUUAUAUUUUGGGGCUAAUAUUGUUAUUUGUGUUCCUUUCUUCUUGAAUGGGCUGUAGUUGAGGGAUGUUGGGUCACACCGAUCGACUAACAGAAGAAUUGAUAUCAUCAAAUGAUCAAAUACUGGCAGACCCUGUGUCUGAAUUUGGCAACGAUGAAGAGGAAACUUGUUCAGAACAGAUAGUUUACUCAACUUCCUUUGAAGAGCUUGCAAGCAGUAGUAUUAAAUAUGAUACAGUCAUAUGGCUUUCUAUAUCAUUACUUCUGGUUUUAGCUUGGGGAUUUGGUCUUUUAAUGUUGCUCUACCUCCCCUUUAGGAGAUAUGUGCUUCGAAAGGAUUUGUCGUCUCGCAGAUUAUAUGUUACACAUACUGAAGUAGUUUAUGAGGUGUCAAGGCCUUCAUAUAUACCUUUUUGGGGCACCAUAACAAUUGAGAGGCGUUUACCUCUUUCUUUGGUGAUUGAUAUUAUUAUUGAACAAGGUUGUUUACAGUCUAUAUAUGGUGUCCAUACUUUUCGGGUUGAAAGUAUUGCUCAUGGAAAGGCUGCUGCAAUAGAUCAACUACAAGCUCAAGGAAUUUCUGACCCUGAUCUUUUGAGAAAGGUGAUCAUAACUGAAGCUUCAAAGAUCUCAAGAGAUUUAGGGAAAAGUUGGAAUCCUAUGGCUCCAAGCAUAGACGUGGAAAACAUGGCUCGUAUGCCAGCAAUAACUGAGGGACCAGUUGUCUUGAGAUCACCAUCAAGAAGUCACAAGAUGAUAGGCUCACCACAUUCUUCUUCAGUGGAGCGCAGAAUAGGCGGAGGAUUGAUUCUUAAUAAACUCGAAGAAGUCAAUAAAUCGGUAAAGAGACUUGAGCUUCUUAUUGCGAAGUCCCAUCCUUCUCUCGACGCCAGCUAAAGUACCAUAGGCCAGCCCUGCAAGAAUUGAGUUGGAGUUUUCUAAUCAGUAAUACCUUGUUUAUAUCUAUGGAAAUAUGAAGCAAUAUUUGUAAUUAUUUUUGUGUUUAUUAGUCUCCCAAUUUUGAUUGAUUGUAUAGAAUACUAGAUGUUUGGAAUCUCAAGUUGUGAUUGCAUAGCAUAAUAUUUGUCCUAGUUCCAUUUUCUUAUUCUCUGUUGUAUGUGGUUCAUUUGAUAUACUUAAGUACUUAACAACCGAGUUAA